UAACGGUAGCGCGCACAGCUAUGGUAUUAUUAUUGUAAAUGAGUCUGAUAUAAUAUGUCCAACUGCUCACACGUUUUAAACAAUUGAAUGAUUAAGUGAAAAUUCGUUAUUGUUUUAUUUAGAACUAGCAAGUGUUAUCCUUGAAUUUUUGUUAUAAAUUUCCUUCCCGAUUAAGUCUUAAGCAUAGUUAACAUUGCUUUGUUGCUAUUGGCUGUUUACUAUUCUAGUUGUAAUACAUCCUCGUGCGUGGGAUUUUUGAAAAUGUGAGAGCGAAUUUGUUCUUAGUAUCACAGUCACUGUGAUUUAAUAUUAUAUGAUCUGUUCAUGCCCAUUUACUUUCAACAGAAUUAGAAUAGAUUAAAUGUGAAUGAAACCUUCAUGAAAUGACAACCAGACUUCAAGGAAAGAAAUUUCGGCACCGGGGACAAUGCAAAGCUACAAAAAGAAGGAAAAAUCGAAACACAUACAAUAAACAAAGUAAAAUGAGGCAAAGAUCUGGCAUUGCCGAAGCAAAGAGUACAAAGAUGAUGAGCUUUCUGUCCCUGUGGAAUUGGGUUGUUGAAGGAAUUUUCAUUUUGCUAAGGUUGUGGCCUCUAAGGCUGUUUAUGUCCACUUUUUUUAGCAGCCGGAAUCCACUGUGUAUAAAUAUGGAUUCUGUGCAGCUCCAAGGGCUUGGUCAAAUUCUUCAAAGACUCGGUGACCUGGAAUCUGUCAUCAGUUCUAUGAAAACAAAGCAAGAAGAACAGAUUAAAUUAUUAAGAGAAAGCCAGUUAAUAAACAGAAAAGACUCCAAAAACAUUUGUUGUUGUGGAUCAGCAACUUGUUAUAAAUAUCCUAUACCUAUUAAAGUAAAUAUAAAUCAAGAAUCAGCAGCUGUACCUCCACCUCCUCCUCCUCCUCCUCCACCACCACCUCUCAUUUCCUCGGUGUUACCCGUGAUAAAACCAGUAAAGAAAAACUCAGAAGAUUUGUUUGGCAAAUCACCGUGUAAGAAAGCAAAACUAUCCGGACCUCCUGCCAUAACAUUGGAAGCUAUAAGAAAUGUCAAGCUUAAACAAGUGGCAAAUAGAAGUACAGGAGGAAAGAUGAAGUCUGAGCAAGGUGGCGGCGGCAGUACUCAGAUUGUCUCUCUGGAGGAUUUGAAGUCUGUAUCGCUACGGGCAACCAAAAGAAUACACAUAUGUGAAGAAGAUAAAGAAAAUUAUAAAAUUAGCUAUAGACCUUCUAAAGAAGAGCUUCAUAAACAUCGAAGCACUCUAAAAAAAGUUGAUGUGCAUAGGAGCCCUGGUGGCACUCCUCUUACGGAUAAAAACUGUCUUCAAGAUUCAGGUGAGGGACUUACUCCUUUGAUGACAAGAGCUCUCAGAAAAAGGUUUUUGUCUAUAAGAUCUCCAUCUCCACCUGCUGCUGAAAAUAGUCAGUGAUAAAUACAGAUUGUACUGCUGAGGUUUGUUUAUCGUGGGAUACGAAUGUGAUCAGAGCAACAGUCUUCAAUCGAAGCCACAGAAUUCGAUGUCACCAUUUAUUAAUGGCGUCAAUAACAUCGUUAAUUUUUACUUGUUUUCUCUGACAAACAUAUCCUUGAAUGUUAUUUAAAAGAAGUUAAACCAUUAAAUAAAAACUUCAUAAAUCAAUUUUACAAACAACUCGCAAGUAAAAUUUGUGGAUAAUACAAGAGUACAAUAGAGAAAGAAUGGCCCUUUUUUAAGUAUGUGCCAGAAGAGGAAAAAGUUUAAAAUACCAAUAUGUUUUGGUAAAUUAUCUUUACUUUGCGAGAAUUUUAAUUGAAGAAACAAAUCAUUACCCAAAUUCAAGAAAAACAUAAAAACUUCAUAAAUAAAUUUUACAAACAACUCGCAAGUAAAAUUUGUGGAUAAUACAAGAGUACAAUAGAGAAAGAAUGGCCCUUUUUUAAGUAUGUGCCAGAAGAGGAAAAAGUUUAAAAUACCAAUAUGUUUUGGUAAAUUAUCUUUACUUUGUGAGAAUUUGAACUGAAGAAACAAAUCAUUACCCAAAUUCAAGAAAACCUAAAAUAUAUUUAUGUAAUAACCUUUGCAGAUUUAUGGUAGUUAUUGUUGAUGAACUUUUAAAUCAAGUGAAUUUUAAUAUCCAGAGAAUUAAUUGCAACAUUUAUCCCUGAUAUUAUUAAAACACAUAGGAUCAAACAAGUAGAUAAAUUCAAUAUAAGAAAUCCAAUAAACUGAGCUAUUUUGGUAUUUCUUCCUUCGAUCUCAUUCUCUUUAAUAAGGAAGGUCUGUUUUCUGAAAAUUCUCGGGUUGUUGGGUUUCGCGUUUUGUAACAUAACUUUACGAUAAACGUGUAAAGGUUAUUGUUGAGUUUGUACAUAGUUAGGCUAAAUGAAAUCAGUUAACUCUGUACGUGAAACUUUGAAGACUGAAAAACUUGUUGAAAAUCAAUUUACUUUGAUUUAGUGUUAAUUUUAUUCUAAUGUUGGUUUAUUAAACAAACUAAUUUUUUUAUUUUAAAGUUAAUAUUUUAUCAUAAACAACUUGUAUACACCUA
This is a messenger RNA of Limulus polyphemus (Atlantic horseshoe crab), 2523 nucleotides long. RefSeq names its product proline-rich protein 11-like. Gene Ontology annotation, cellular component: cytoplasm; nucleus. The transcript has 8 exons. The record is from RefSeq and is a predicted model, not a curated record. The coding region runs from base 384 to 1424 and encodes 346 amino acids. Lineage: Eukaryota; Metazoa; Arthropoda; Merostomata; Xiphosura; Limulidae.